Molecule: messenger RNA, 2003 nt
Organism: Ostrea edulis (European flat oyster)
Lineage: Eukaryota; Metazoa; Mollusca; Bivalvia; Ostreida; Ostreidae
Product: origin recognition complex subunit 5-like
Exons: 14
Coding region: 60-1406 (448 amino acids)
Biological process (GO): DNA replication; DNA replication initiation
Cellular component (GO): nuclear origin of replication recognition complex; nucleus
Molecular function (GO): DNA replication origin binding
Source: RefSeq, a predicted model, not a curated record
AGUGUUUUUCAGAGUGUAGCUAGAUAUUCUCGAUCUCUUCAGUGUUUUUCAGACUGUAAAUGGAGGGCCGGAAUGAUGAAACCCCUGACAGGGAAACUCUGUCGUUAACGAAGUUGUUACCUUGCAGGGAGUCGCAGAUUAAACUGUUAACUACAUUGUUUGGAAAGAGAGGUGAUAUGACAGUUCCUGCUUUAUUUGUGUAUGGACACACAGCCACAGGGAAGUCUGCUGUCAUCAAUUCUGUCCUCAAAACUCACAAGUUGCCGCAUGUCCUGGUGAACUGUGUGGAGUGCUACAGCUCGGGGUUUCUGUACGAGGCAGUCCUGUGUGCUCUAUACACCUGUCAAGGUUCCCAGAAAUCAGACGCACCUGUCAGGUGUGACAACAUGAAUGACUUUGUUCGACUUUUCCGCCAAACCUGUGUGAACCUCGAUCUCCUUAACGAAACUGUAUAUAUUGUACUAGAUAAAGCGGAACGUUUGAGAGAAAUGGAUGCCAACAUUUUACCGGCGUUUCUACGAUUACAAGAACUGGUUGAUGGCAAUGUGUGCAUGAUCAUGUUGAGUGAAAUUGUGUGGGAAAAAUUUCAAUGUGGCACAGGUUUUCAGGAACCUUAUGUUGUGCAUUUCCCAGACUAUAACAAAGAUGAAUUGCUGAGGAUCUUGAUGAGAUCCGCACCAGCUGAGUUCUCUGAGGAUCUCUAUCAGAUGUAUCUCAGUCUCGUACUCAGUGUGUUCCACAUCGUAUGUCGCAAUCUCAGCGAGCUUCAGCACUUGGCAGCCAUUAAUUUCAAGAAGUACAUUGAACCAAUAAAAAAUGGAGAAGCAACAGAGAGUGACAAUCGUAAACUAUGGAAAAACUUUGAGCCUCACUUAAAAAAAGCAUUGCAGACUGUGUAUCUCAGAGAAGUUUCAAGCACACAGUGGGAGAGAAUGUUAGAGGAAUCAGACAUGGGAAAGAUGAUCACACAGCAAGGGCUUAGCUCCAGGACUCAUGUAGAACUGCCUUAUUAUUCCAAGUACCUGCUGAUAGCUGCCUAUCUAGCCUCCUAUAACCCUGCUAGAUCCGACAAAAAGUUCUUCUCAAAGCAUUCGGACAAAAAAAAGAAACCUAAGGUUGUCAGGAAGCAGGAGAGGACAAACAACCAUGUAUUGGGUCCUAAGCCAUUUCCUCUGGACCGACUAAUGGCCGUGUUUUAUGCAAUUGUGGAGGGAAAAGUGGCACCCACAGCCAACAUCUUCAUGCAGAUUACUUCUUUAGUGUCGGUCCAUCUGUUGGCCCAGGUAGCAGGCAAUGAUCAGAUAGACGUACCAAAGUAUAAAUGUCUUGUCUCCUUCGAUUUCAUCAAAUCUGUUGCCAGGACUGUGAACUUCGAUGUUGUUCGAUACCUGUAUGACUUCGUCUGACAGAUUCCUUCAGAAUGUUGACCAGGGAGUCAAGGGGCGUGGCGUGUAUCGAUCUCAGAAGACAGGACCCUCUGAUACUUCAUCUGUUUGCAUAUUUUGUUAUCAGUUGUGAAGAAGAUGGCACGAAUUGAAAUGUUACGAUAUAUCUUGAGAUGUCACUCGCAUCUAGGAAAUGGAUUCGUGGAUUAUCUGAGAUGUGCGCUUGUAGUCAGCUUUAGUGACAUUACAUUCAUUUGAGGAAACCUGAAGCCGUGUAUGUGGUGACUGAUUGUAGCAAAUGAUUCCUUGAUGAAGAGUGUCACAUUUGAUGUACUCUGUCAGCGAUGUGUUCUGUUAACUUUGUAGAUAAGAAUGUGUUGAUAUUAUGUGUACGCAGAUAAAGUAGGCCCUUGUUAUUUUUUUUUUUAAUCUUAAACAGUUAUGACAAAGAGUUUGCAUGACAGAUCCAAAAUCAAAACGAAUGAAACGGAGAACUCAUUUCAGUAAAGUACAGAUAGUUCCCAAUUUACACUGAAAAUGUUGAGUGCCGAGCACUUGUAGAAGUCGUAAUGAUUGGCGUAAAAAGGUUUAUACUAAAUUACAGUUGUAAUAUAUCUA